Molecule: messenger RNA, 1254 nt
Organism: Hansenula ciferrii
Lineage: Eukaryota; Fungi; Ascomycota; Saccharomycetes; Phaffomycetales; Wickerhamomycetaceae
Gene: RPT3
Product: proteasome regulatory particle base subunit RPT3
Exons: 1
Coding region: 1-1254 (417 amino acids)
Biological process (GO): proteasome-mediated ubiquitin-dependent protein catabolic process
Cellular component (GO): proteasome regulatory particle, base subcomplex
Molecular function (GO): proteasome-activating activity; ATP binding; ATP hydrolysis activity
Source: RefSeq, a predicted model, not a curated record
AUGGAAGAACUAGGGAUACAACCAACAGCUGCUCCAAGUCUUGAUAAGUCUAAGAUUGAAAAUUUAUUCAUUAAUAAUUCAAAUUCAUUAAAUUCAAAUACAGAUGUUUAUCUUAAAUUGAAAAAAUUAGAAAAAGAAUAUGAAUUAUUAUUAUUACAAGAAGAUUAUAUAAAAGAUGAACAACGUCAUUUAAAAAGAGAAUUAGUUCGUGCUCAAGAGGAAGUUAAAAGAAUUCAAUCUGUUCCUUUAGUUAUUGGACAAUUUUUAGAACCAAUAGAUCAAAAUGUUGGUAUAGUAUCUUCAACUACAGGAUCAAAUUAUGUUGUUAGAAUUUUAUCAACUUUAGAUAGAGAGUUAUUGAAAAACUCAGCUUCUGUUGCAUUACAUCGUCAUUCAAAUGCUCUUGUGGAUAUUUUACCACCAGAAGCUGAUUCAAGUAUUGCCAUUUUAGGUGAUGGUGAAAAACCAGAUGUUACAUAUGCAGACGUUGGUGGAUUAGAUAUGCAAAAACAAGAAAUUAGGGAAGCUGUUGAAUUACCUUUAACCCAAGGUGAUCUAUAUAAACAAAUUGGUAUUGAUCCUCCAAGAGGUGUCUUAUUAUAUGGUCCUCCAGGUACUGGUAAAACAAUGUUGGUUAAAGCUGUGGCAAAUGGAUCAACUGCAUCAUUUAUAAGAGUUAAUGGUUCAGAAUUCGUUCAAAAAUAUCUUGGUGAAGGUCCACGUAUGGUUCGUGAUGUUUUCAGAUUAGCAAGAGAAAAUUCUCCAUCAAUUAUAUUUAUUGAUGAAAUUGAUGCAAUUGCAACCAAACGUUUCGAUGCACAAACUGGUGCAGAUCGUGAAGUUCAACGUAUUUUAUUAGAAUUAUUAAAUCAAAUGGAUGGGUUUGAUCAAAGUUCUUCAGUUAAAGUUAUUAUGGCAACAAAUAGAGCUGAUACAUUAGAUCCAGCAUUAUUAAGACCUGGUCGUUUAGAUAGAAAAAUUGAAUUCCCAUCAUUAAGAGAUAGAAGAGAACGUCGUUUAAUUUUCUCUACGAUUGCCGGAAAUAUGUCCCUUUCACCUGAAGUUGAUUUAGAUUCUUUAAUUAUUAGAAAUGAUCCAUUAUCUGGUGCUAUUAUAGCUGCAAUCAUGCAAGAAGCUGGUUUAAGAGCUGUUAGAAAAAAUAGAUAUGUUAUUUUACAAAGUGAUUUAGAAGAAGCUUAUACUGCACAAGUUAAAACUGGUAGUGAAGUUGAUAAAUUUGAAUUCUAUAAAUGA